Molecule: messenger RNA, 2464 nt
Organism: Daldinia caldariorum
Lineage: Eukaryota; Fungi; Ascomycota; Sordariomycetes; Xylariales; Hypoxylaceae
Product: MFS general substrate transporter
Exons: 8
Coding region: 450-2015 (521 amino acids)
Biological process (GO): transmembrane transport
Cellular component (GO): membrane
Molecular function (GO): transmembrane transporter activity
Source: RefSeq, a predicted model, not a curated record
CUGAUAUACCUAGUCCUAUCCCCUUGUUACAUGCAACGCAAGAUAAUCAUAUCUCUUGGCGUCGGGGAUGGCCUAUCUGGUAAUCAGUCUUGUCGUACUCAUCUGUCGCUUUAACCUGCGAAUUGAGAGCGUACUUCGUACCUGGGUAGAUAAUUGCAGGCAGCCAAGCCAAGUACGGAAUACCAUAUUGGACAUAGUCUGGUUUUGGCAUUCCUAUCUUGAUAAACAAUCUAGAUGAAAAGUCGUGGUUGUAAGAGCGCGGUGUACUGCGAGUCGGGGUAAACAUCACAACUAUCUCAGCCAAGCAUGGCUAGUAUAGAGCGAAGAAGUAUUUAACGUGCCCCUUUCUAUACUUUGAUUUCAAUAAUUGUCUUUUAUUUCUAAACGUCCAUCCUUACCUUAGGUGCCUCCUAUGCUAGGUUAGGUAGGUACGCAGACAAUUGAAAAUAAUGUCGGAGAAGAAAGACAUCCCGGGCGUCGAGAGCGUGGCAUCUGAUACAGAACGUGGAGUUGGCCUCGUAUUGCCGAAGAAGAGUAAACUACAAGACCUGAUCCGUCGAAGAAAUGACCUCAAUGAGCUGGGUAGGGACAUGCUGCAACAGUCGUUGCAAUAUGACCGCGCGCAACUGGAAGCAGAUGCUAUCAAAGUCAGGUGGAAGUUGGAUCUUCUGGUCCUUCCGAUGAUGAUGAUCACGUACAUGCUGUCAUUUCUCGAUAAGCAGACCCUCAACUACUCGAACGCAUAUGGCUUACAAGAAGACACGAAUAUGACGGGUAACGACUACUCCUGGGUUGCAUCAGCCGCAUACUUUGGUUGGUUCUGUGGAGCGUGGCCGUGGAACUUAUUGCUGCAACGCGUCGCCAUCGGAAAACUAGUCGGCGGCAUGCUGUUCGUCUGGGGAGCUGUCUGCAUGCUGCAAGCCGCAGUCUUCAAUUUUAGCGGCUUCUUUGCCGUCCGAUUCUUCCUGGGCAUGCUUGAGGGCUGCAUCUCCCCUGCGUGGGUGAUUCUUACUUCGAUGCUAUGGACUCGUCAAGAGCAGUCCUUGAGAAGCUCCAUUUGGCUGUGUACGAAUGGCGUAUCGAACAUUCUAGGAGCUCUCCUCGCCUACGCUUCAGGGAUGGCUGAGGGCUUGGCGAUAGCGCAGUGGAAGUUGAUAUUCUUAAUAGUCGGUGCUCUUACAUUCGUUUGGGGCUUCGUAAUCUUGCUUUACCUCCCCGACGGACCGCAUAAUGCAAAGAUGUUGACGGAAUACGAACGUACUGUUGCUGUCUGGCGCGUGUCCGACAACCAGAUUGGCCUCAAAGACGCGACAUUUCGACCUUAUCAAGUCAAGGAGGCAUUGUUAGAUGGGAAAUGCUACGUGAUGUGGCUAAUUGGCAUAGGACUUGGGAUUUGUAACGGCGCCGUAACGACCUUCAUGUCAGCCAUCAUCAAGGGUUUCAAUUUCGACGCCCUUAGGACCUCCCUACUACAGAUGCCAGGAGGCGCUGUCCAAGUUAUAGCUUGUAUUCUGCUGGGAUUGUUUUCACAGCUCCCGAACAUGGUAGGCGGAGCUAUCAUCCUUGGCUGUCUACCUUGCAUAGCCGGACUUGCGGGUAUUUUAACCAUCAAUAUCGAGCACCGGUACGCGCUUGUCGCUAUGUGCUGGCUACUAAAUUUCGUUGGAUCCCCUAUUGUCUUGAAUUGGACAGUUCCCGGUCUCAACGUAGCCGGACAUACGAAGAGGAGUACCGUGAUCGGGAUUUACUUCGUCUGUUUCGUCAUUGGAAAUAUUAUCGGCCCUCAUCUGUUCUUAGCGCAAGAGGUACCCAGGUACCCGACCGCAAUUAAAGGUCUCCUUGCUACUUUCUGCGCCGUCACAUUCCUCCAAGGAGUAUACGUUCUGUGGUGCUGGCUCGAAAAUAAGGGGCGGGACAGACUGGCUCGUCAUGCUGAGGUAACGGAAGAGGAGUUACUAGAAGGGUUUGAGGACCUCACCGAUAAAGAGAAUAAGCAUUUUCGAUAUAAGCUUUGAAGAUAUCACGAAGGUUAUUACAAGUACUGUAGAGCCAGUUGGGAAUAGACAUGUCCCAAGCCAGGUAGUUAUCUUGCCAUGGAGGAAAUAUAUUAAAUAUUGCCUAACUAGUUUGAUCAUCGUUGAUUCGUCAAUUGCAAGGAGACCAGCUCCACCACGAACUCCGACGGCAACCUCUAUCCUAUAUACGCUCAGUAGCUUCACUCAUGUAUCUAGAGUAGCACAUUUACCAAUGCUACAUCAAUUGUAAGGCCCUAGAGCUUUGAACAUUGAUGCCUGGGCUUUUAUAUAAGGCCGUACAUUAAGUACCUAAUGUAGUUAACAACAUGUUGAAAAUACAACUAUCUAAAUCGUCGAGGCCUGAUAAACCCCUCUGCCGAUGUUAUCUCCGAGGCGUCUCGUAGCGUCGGAUAUCUACCCACCUACGUAACCCAGCGAGGCGCUAUUAU